AUGAAGGGCUGGGUUCGGAAUUACGGGUUCCAAGAGAGCGACGCCCAGCAGAGCAGUGCCCGGAAAAGGCGGCGAUUGCCCGGGGGCAAGUUGGAGGCGCCGGACUUUGACUGCCCAGAGGACUUUGGCUACUAUGCCCACCACUCGGACUGCUCCAAGUACUACGUUUGCGUGUUUGGAGGGGCCCUGCUGGAGUCCUGCACAGGGGGACUGCUUUACAGUGACGAGUUGCAGACGUGUGACUGGCCGAGGAACGUCAAGUGCGACAGAGGCGUCAUCGAGACUGACACUGACUCGCAAAAAUCGUCACCGCUGUCGUCGUUUUCGUCGACACCAGCGAGUGAAAUCUCGCAGACGUCGUCGUCGUCGUCGUCUUCGUCGAGAAACCGCGAUUUUCUCGGCACCACGGAGCGUCAGCCGGCCAGUGAGGAUUUCCUCACCACCAGCGACGCUUUGGACGCAGGCGAACACCAGCACCAGAUUGAUUUCAACUCAGUUGGAGGCAUCGACAAACAAGCUCUGGACAAGUUUUCUCUCCUCGACACUUCUGAUUUUGGGAAUGGAGAAGAGUUCAGCGUGGCUGCCGAAGGAGAAGCAACUCCAACAAAGACCAGAUUUUACAGGAAAUCUGAUCCUAAUCCUCCGGCUGCUGUUGUUGAGGAUAACAGAAGACCGAGUUUCGCCAGGAGUUCGCAGCAAUUCGUGAGCCGUGACAGAAACUACAUCUGGUUGAGACACACCGGGAAUGAACUCGACAGCAGUGUAGAAGACUAUGUAGAUGUCGGUAGAAGCGUGCGCGUGAAACGCCAGGUCCCCGCCUGGGGCAACUUGUUCGGUCGACGCAGCAGCAGCAGGUAUUUACGACAGCAACCAAACCGACACCGACAGCAACAGCGACACCAACAACGACGCACUCGACCCAGGACGAGUGGACAUCGCUCUCGUCGACGCUUGUUCGGUGGUGCUGGAGAACAACAGCAGCAGCAGCAGCAGCGUCGACGUCGGGUGUUUUCCUUCGGCGGGGGCAUCGUCAAACACCGUAACAAUAAUAAUAACAAUGUGUUGGAGCAGUCGACGAGACGCAGAGACUCUGCUGCUGCUGCUGACGACGACGACGUCGUGGACAGAUUCGACGCCGACGACGACGAUGACGUUUGGGCGAGGGAGUUCGGGGACUUUCGCUUGCCUUCUGGCAUCUUUCGCACUGAAGACAAACUGCCUAACUGGGCGCCUCAUCGUCGGUUCUUUGGGCCACAGCAACCCAGUUCGUCGGGAGUGGACAUCCGGAACCAGGGCUCAGCUGGGCAACGGUUCCCGACCCUGUUUGCACCCACUCCUCAACAGCCUGCUCAGCAGUCCAGCAGAAUUUUUGGCAAUCAAGGUGGCAACUCUGUGACAACCCCUUCCUCAAAGAGGCUGCCUCCAGUUGAUAGGCAGCCAGCCACAUUCCCUUCCAAGGAAGACAAUAGACAGCAAUUCAUCACUCCCUCGCCUCCUGCUCAACAAUUCCCAACAAGAUUGCGUGCAGAAAGAGUGAAAGAAAGGGUCACCUUGGCCAAAACCACACCAACAACCACCACCACCACCACCACCACUACCACUCCUAGGCCUACUGCACAACCCUCAGUGAAUUUUGGCAAUGACUCAGAUGGAGAACCCAUUUAUGUUUAUGACUACUAUGAUUAUGAAGUGCCAGCAAGUGCUGGCAACUCUGACCAGCAAAACCAAGACCAACAACAAGAACAACAGAAUGCCCCCGUUCAGGCCCCCCAGGCACAACAACCUGCACACAGAGGAAAUGGGUUGCAGCAGCCAGAAGUGGUGAGAGGUGAUGCUGGGUCAGCUUCCCUGUUUGUGAGGGACAGAACUGUCAACAGAAAUGCCAAAUGGACCAGUGACAGUCAGCAAAGGGGUGUGGAGAGCAAUGCAGUGGAGAACAAUGUUGUGUCCACAACUGCUGAACCUAUUGUGAAGACAAGUCAAGCCCCAAUAAGGCCCAGUCGACGGCCCACCCUCAAGCCCGUCUCCAAGCUGGUGCCCAAGAAGGUCCAGCAGACGCCGCUCAACAUCUGGAAGUCCGUGCCGGGGCGCCCGGCCGCCGUGUACCCGCAGCCCGCCUACAACGAGCCGGCGACCAAGUGCCGCCCCGACGUGUGCCUCCUGCCCGACUGCUACUGCGGCGGCGGGAAAACCGUGCCCGGGGGCUACGAGCCGCAGGACAUCCCGCAAGUCGUGCUCUUGACCUUCGACGACGCCGUCAACGACCUCAACAAGGAGCUGUUCCAGGACCUGUUUGAGCGAGGCCGGGUCAACCCCAACGGCUGCCCGAUCCAGGCCACGUUCUACGUGUCCCACGAGUGGACCGACUAUUCCCAGGUGCAGAACCUCUACGCCGACGGCCACGAAAUCGCCUCGCACACCAUCUCACAUAGCUUCGGCGAGAACUUUUCCGAGAAGCGGUGGGCCCAGGAAGUGGAGGGCCAGCGGGACGUGAUGGCGGCCUACGCCGGCGUGUUGCGCGAGGACGUCCGGGGCAUGCGGGCGCCGUUCCUCCAAAUAGGCGGCGACAAGAUGUUCAAGAUGCUGCACGACCAGAACUUCACCUACGACUCGUCCAUGCCGGUGUACGAGAACAAGCCGCCUAGCUUCCCCUACACCCUGGACUACAAGCUCUUCCACGACUGCAUGAUCCCGCCGUGUCCCAAGAAGUCCUUCCCGGGCGUGUGGGAAGUGCCCAUGGUCAUGUGGCAGGACCUCAAGGGCGGCCGCUGCUCCAUGGUGGACGGAUGCUCCGCCCCCGGAGACGCCGAGGGCAUCUACAAGAUGCUCAUCAAGAACUUUGAGCGCCACUACACCACCAACAGGGCACCAGUUGGACUCUUUUUCCAUGCUGCAUGGUUCACUCAUGAGCACCACAAGGAAGGCUUCAUUGCAUUCCUGGACACCAUCUCAGCAAUGGAUGAUGUGUGGCUGGUCACCAAUUGGCAAUCCAUCCAGUGGAUGAGGGAGCCCACUCCACUGUCUCACAUUAAGAACUUCAAGCCAUUUGGUUGCCACUAUCCUGAGAGGCCCGCCAGAUGUGCCAGGGCCCAAGUGUGCAACGUAUGGCACAACACUGGCGUUCGGUACAUGAAAACGUGCCAGGCAUGCCCAGCCAAGUACCCAUGGACUGGCAACACUGGCGUCACUCCCAGAGACGAAUUCUGAGCCAUGUUCCCACGCAUGAUCCAAAGCAAAAACAAAAACAUCGGUCAUCUAUAUUCUGGUCUAGUGAUCGACGAAAGAUGAAGAAGGAAAAAGGCCCUAAUUAUGUCACACAAAAAGCACAAUUAAGCGACUCGUGCGCCAUCUUUCCUCGGCCAUCGUCUUUAUUUGGAUGCAUUCUUCAUAUCCUUAUUACUAUGAUAAUUUCCCAAGUGAUUCUGGCUGCUAUGUGUAUUUCGAGUUAUUUUCAUUUUUGAUAAUGAGUGCUGGUUGAGUGCCAUUAUGAAGACGAGGAUUUUCUUCAUAUUUAUAAUUUCUAUCUCAUUUUCCAAUUUCUUCUAUAUUUUUUUCGAGUCGCUCAAGGGAAAAAACUGGCAUUUUUGAUGCUAAGAUUUUUAUGCACAGCGUUUCGUUCUUUGUUUUUUUUCUGGCCGACUUGACAGCGAAGUACCCCGUGUCCUUUUUUAAAAUAAAAAUAAAAAGGGCUUCGCCUUCGGGUUUGCACAAAGAGGAAAAAAACUGUGAUGUGUUCAAAGAAGGGAACAGAGCGAAGAGGUUUCUGUGAAGGGGGUUUUUUUGGCCAUGGUUGCUGCUGGAUAGAGAGAUGAAGAAGAAGAAAUAUAUUCAUGAUGGGUUUCUUGUGCGGGAAUCUGCUGUAGACGAGAGAAAGAUGGGGAAAAUUGCUCUUCUUCCUUUUUUUUUUUGCAAGGAGCAAUAUGAUGAUUUGUGAAAUGAUGCAAAGUGCGUGGAGACGAUGAUUAUGCGGCUGCUGCUGGUGGAUAUUUGUACAGUGUCUUUUAGAUUGAUGUAGUCUUCUUUAUUUUGAUUGUCUGUUUAUUUCUCUCUCUAUUGUCCUGCCUUUUUCUAUAGAUUCCUUUCUUGGUGCAACAUUCCAUCUUUGGCGGAAAAUAUAAGGGAAACUUUUCUGGUAUGAAACAAAA
This is a messenger RNA of Notodromas monacha, 4145 nucleotides long. NCBI's taxonomy places the organism in Eukaryota, Metazoa, Arthropoda, Ostracoda, Podocopida, Cyprididae. The record is from the annotation of a GenBank genome assembly.